AUGGAAGCAACUGGUACCUGUCCCUGGGCAGUUUCUGGUCCGGGAUCAAGCUUCAAUCACUCUCCGCUUCUACAGGCAAGCCGACGAGCAGUGCUGUUACGUCACUUGCCGAGCGCAGCUCCGCGAGCGGCGGUGCAUUGGAGGCCAGCGUCAUCUACAAGUCGGGCUCUUACUACUAUCUGUUCACGUCCUGGGACAAGUGCUGUGCCGGCACCAGCAGCACCUACAACAUCCGAGUUGGCCGUUCAAGCCACGUGAAUGGGCCCUACGUUGACAAAGCCGGCGUCGAUCUCAUGAAAGGCGGCGGAACGCUUGUUUUGCAGACCCACGGAGGAGUCUUCGGUCCCGGCGGACAGGACAUCUACCAUGAUGUGGACGGCCCUGUGCUUGUUUAUCACUACUACACCUCGGCUGGCACUUUGCUGGGAAUCAACCUCUUGGAUUUCUCGUCCGGAUGGCCGGUUGUCAAGUGAUCCGUGGUCUGCGUUGGUUGACUAUCAGAUUUCGCCUUUGCCACUCAUUCCUAAUAUACCCCCUUCUUCUAAUUCCGCCAAACCCAAUCAUAAUAAAACGACUCAACGGGCUGCGUCGGCUGUAGCGAUCACUCGGGUUUCCGGAAUCUUUGAGCCGGAUUGAGAGCGUCGCCCAAAGAUAUCCUCGACUCGCUUUUGCUAUGAUAACUCACGGGUGAUGGUUGAACUGAAAGAGUGAUUUCGCCAAGCCCGGUGUCAUCGUUU
This is a messenger RNA of Mycena citricolor, 737 nucleotides long. The record is from the annotation of a GenBank genome assembly. Lineage: Eukaryota; Fungi; Basidiomycota; Agaricomycetes; Agaricales; Mycenaceae.